Messenger RNA from Toxotes jaculatrix (banded archerfish), 4175 nucleotides. RefSeq names its product FANCD2 and FANCI associated nuclease 1 (gene fan1). The coding region runs from base 307 to 3228 and encodes 973 amino acids. Gene Ontology annotation, biological process: interstrand cross-link repair. Gene Ontology annotation, cellular component: nucleus. Lineage: Eukaryota; Metazoa; Chordata; Actinopteri; Toxotidae. Gene Ontology annotation, molecular function: flap-structured DNA binding; protein binding; 5'-flap endonuclease activity. The record is from RefSeq and is a predicted model, not a curated record. The transcript has 13 exons.
UGCAGCGCUUCUGUAUCCAAACGCUACCGGUAUGUUAGCAAAUGUUUUAAAUCAGUAAAAGAUUUUAUAUCAGUGUUUUGUUGUUUUUACGAUGCACCCACUAAACUCUUAAAAGAUGCAAAUGUGUGACGAUUCAAAAUCUGUUAAAGUGUUUAUUUCUGAGCCAAGUUAGCUCUUUUUCAGUUAGCUAAACAUAGCCACGGUAUUGUCAGACCUGUCCACACUGACAGUUCACCUGGAGAGUAUGAAACAAAGAAAAGCUUCCAGAAGACGUUUUUAUUUAGCAACACCACAGCGAGCUGCACCAUGACCGAGAGAGCUGACAAGAACAAACUGAGGCGAAGUCUGUCAUUGUCCAGGAGCAAGAAGAAAGGCAAUGACACGGCUGGGACUUCUGCCAGUGCUGCCACCACAACCCCAAUCAGCUCCUUCUUCAGCAGCCAGCCCCCAUCUAAGCUGGCCUGCCCUCUGUGUGGCCAGAUGGUACCAAGAUUCAGGAUCAAUGAGCACAUUGAUUUGCAAUGUAAGAACUUUGAGAGAGGAGACAGCAGUGCUGCAUCAGCAAGUAAUAGUGUUGUGCCAAGCAUCCAGCUGUCACCCAGAAGGAACCUCCCAAAGUCCCCAGAGCUGGAUCAAAAAAAGGAAGAUGUGGUCAGAGAGACCAAGACCAGUCCUUAUUUCAAAAAGAAUAAUGUUCAACAGGCACCACGGGAGAUAAUCAGUAAGACUGUGGUCAGGACGAUUGACCUGGGAAGUCUCUCCUCCAAGUUAUCUAGAAAGUGUCAUAAAGUACCUGAGAGGACCCAGGCAGAUGAUAAACAUGCACCAGUGCACUCUGAAAAGGAGAAAGAUCCUCCUGAGAUGCUCAGCAGCUCACAGAAAGAAAAUAUUCAGAUUCAAAGUUUGGAGGACAAAGAAGAUUGUGUGACGGUCAUUGACCUGACAACAACCAGUGCUGAGACUCCAGCAACAGUGGUAGAUCAUUUAUGCUCAGAAAAAGGACAUAAGCUUAAACAGAAAGCACCAACACCGGGGACUUUCCAAAAACUGGUUACUCCAAAGUUGAACUCCUCUUCCUCCAAACUAGCAAAGAGGAAAAAGGAAACAACUUCCACUGACAAGGCUGAUUUCAGAAAGAAAGCUAAAUUUGAGGGGAGCAGGGGGCCAGAGGAGCGGUUGUCAAGGGAAAGUAAAGCAGAGACAGCUGAUGCGGAUAAAACUGAGAGUUCAGAGGAAAUUAACGAGAAAAGUGCUGCAGUCGUUAAUAGUGACUCGCUACCAGACUUUGGUGCUCAGCAAACCACCAGUGACCAGGCUGUUGAGAGCUUAGAACAACCUCGGCUUCCCUACUACCUCCGUAACUUCCGGACCGUAUUACAGGCUGUACUGGAAAAUGAGGACGACAGGACAUUAUUCGACCAGGAUGAUAUGUCAUUCGUACAUGCAUUUGAGAAGCUAUCAGUCAUGGGGCAGAAGCUGUACGUGAGGCUCUUUCAGAGGAAGCUGAAGUGGCUUCAAGUUAAUAAACUAGAUUAUCAAGAGAUAUGCAGUGAUCUGGGACCUGUUGCUCAGGAGCUGGUUCAAAACGGUUUUCUACAGUCAGAGAAUGAUCUUGAGGACCUAGGAGAGGCUCUGGAUCUCCUGCCUGCUCCAGAACUCAAAGCUCUGGCUAAGACCUUCCAUCUGGGCAGUUCUGGGACUCAGAAACAGCAGCUAGUGGACGGGCUUCUUCGUCUGAGCAGGCAAAAGUCCCUCUUCUCUCUUACCCCAGCUCAAAACAACAUUAGGGCUGUCAUCCUCAAAAGGGCGAAGCAGCUUGCAGGUUCCUGUGUGCGUCUGUGUCGUGGUCCUCGUGCUGUCUUCUCUCGCAUCCUUCUGCUCUUUUCUCUGACUGACACCAUGGAUGAGGAGGAGAUGGCAGCUGGUGGACAGAACCAGCUUUUUACCAUCCUGCUGGUCAACUCAGGACGUCUGGCCUUCCCGAACUACACAGUACAGCGUGCAGCUAAGGUGUUCCAGGACAGAGAGGACCUGAUCAGAUAUGAAGCAUCUAUGCGAUCCCUGCAAGAGAUAAUCUCUGCUAUGCAGGCAGGUCAGUGGGAAGAGGCCCUAGAGCUUUAUACUGCUGCCAAAAGGGCUUGGCAGGAGCUGAGGAAAAACCAUGACCUCAGUCAUCAGGAAGAGCUGCCUGUGUUCCUGCGCAGCUUCACUACAGGAUGGGCUUACACUCGUAUCUUAUCCAGAGGGGUGGAGAUCUUCCAGAGGCUACGUCAGUAUGAGGAAGCAGUAGGGGAGCUGCAGUCCUUACUGUCGCAGUCUGUUUACUGUCCUGACAGCCGAGGGAGAUGGUGGGACAGACUGGCACUAAACCUUCACCAGCACCUCAAAAAACCUGAGCAAGCUAUUUGUGCUAUUAGAGAUGGGCUGUCAGACACUCUGGUACGAACAGGACAUAAACUCUCUCUGCAUCAGAGGGCUGUUAGGAUGAAAGAGUCCGCCAGCUUCAAGAAGUACCGACUGCAACUCAAAGACUUACAAACUGUUCAUGUCCAAGAUGUCAAACAUGUGACAAUCCGAGGACAGCUGUUUCCUCAUGAGGGAGGCAUGGGGAAAUCUAAGUUUCUUUUACCAGCUAAUGGAGAGGGGAAUGAUAGUGCUGAUGCCACUGUAAUAUGUUCUGUGGAAGAACUGUCUUUAGCACAUUACCGCCAGCAUGGUUUUGACCAAGGGAUCCAUGGUGAGGGUUCAACUUUCUCUACCUUGUUUGGUCUUUUGAUGUGGGAUAUAAUUUUUAUAGAAGGUAUACCAGAUGUUUUCCGAAACCCAUACCAGACAUGUCCACUGGAUCUUUACACUGACUGUUUCUAUGAGAACAGAAAAGAGGCGAUUGAUUCUCGUGUUCAAUUACUCAGCGAGGCGUCUGUGGACACACUACAUAGCAUGUUGGAGGAUGUCUGGACCUCACAGGAGGGUAAAGUGUGUUCAUUGGUCAACUGGGAGCGUUUCUCAUCACUUCAACAGGCACAGUCUCUCGUGUCUUGCCUUGGUGGAGCCUUCUUAGGAGGAGUAAUAGCAAGAAUGUCAAAAGACUAUAGACACUGCCGUGGAGGUUUGCCUGAUCUAGUGGUGUGGAACACCUCAAACAACACUUACAAGGAAACUGCAUAUAGACCUGUGACACGGGUUGUCUGGUUUGCUGUAGCUGGUGGAGGUGAAGGGGCCCAAUGACCGACUGUCCCAGAAGCAACAGAUAUGGCUGGAUGAGCUGCAGAAACUGGGGGCUGAUGUGGAGGUGUGUCAUGUGGCAGCUACUGGAGCCAGAGGAGCUUGUCUGGAAUAAACACAGAAGAGCUGACUGAUAAGAUUUUGCUGCUGCUUAAACAUGAUUUGGGUGCUCUUUCUGAUUCUGGUCAGACCAGAUGCCGAAGAUUAUCUCUAAAAAGUGAAUUUAUCUUCCAUAUAUAACUAAUUUUAUCCUAUUUGAGUAUAGGGAAUGUUGUGGCAAGGAGUGCGCCUUGUGACAUGAUAUUGUCAUCAAGGAAACCACUGCAUUCAACAGGAAGAGCUGCAUCAUGAGGUGAUCAUCACUGAGAACUGCCAGGAUCAGAAAUAGCUUACGGAUAAUCAGAGCUGAUGCAUGACAGGAAAUGGAUCCGACAACCACACUAAACUGAUGGUGGUUCCUUCUCUUUGGCAACACUAUAUUCUCAGGAUCUUGAGUUGCCAAGCAACGUAAACGUUUAGUUGGCUGCUUAUGAAUUGUAUGACAGCUCUACGAGUUCGUUAUGCAAGUAAUUACUGUGGUAAUAUGGCUAUAAAUAUUCAGUUGUGCCACUAUGCCAUUUUACCACUUUUGUUUAAAAAUGACUUGACUAUUGAAUCUAUGUAUGUAUGUAUGUAUGUAAUAAUAUCAAUAAAGAUCUAUGAAUGAUCUAAAUUAAAAUGCAAUGGUAAAAGAGGUAUUCAGAUUUUUACUCAAGUAAAAGCAACAAUACCACAAUUCACAUAAGCUAUUAUCUUAUGGAAGAAGAUGAAAACUAAUAUUUCUGGGAGGACUCCAGGCUUUCCUGCUAGCUUCGUUUUAAGUCAAGUUACUUUAUCAUUAUCAUUCUAAUUAGCUCUUAUUCAUUCUUAAUAUCCUUAUUAGUACAUGGUGACCUCAUGUAUAUUGCAAA